This is a messenger RNA of Centropristis striata (black sea bass), 1875 nucleotides long. It is a transcript of the gene lipib, whose product is annotated as lipase, member Ib. The transcript has 10 exons. NCBI's taxonomy places the organism in Eukaryota, Metazoa, Chordata, Actinopteri, Perciformes, Serranidae. The record is from RefSeq and is a predicted model, not a curated record. The coding region runs from base 88 to 1458 and encodes 456 amino acids. Gene Ontology annotation, molecular function: lipase activity; carboxylic ester hydrolase activity. Gene Ontology annotation, biological process: lipid metabolic process.
CCUCGCUCUGUCCCUCCCUCCUUCACUCUGCUCUCGGAGCUCCUUCCCUCUCCGUCUUUACCUCUGUGUCUCUGCUGCUGGAGGAAGAUGCUGCCCUGCAGACUGCUGCUGCUGCUGGCGCUCCUCGUGCUCUGCAAAGGCCAGGAGGAGAGCGGGGAGGAGGAGUCCUGUGACAACUUCACCGACCUGAACCUGUCUCACUGCUUUAUGGGGACCAGCCUGUACGUGCGUCUGCUGCUCUACACGCGCUUCAACCUGGACUGCGGUCGCGAGCUGGACCACCACCGCCCGUCCUCCCAGCCGCUCUUCGACGCGUCCCGCCCCACCGCCUUCGUCAUCCACGGCUACCGGCCCACCGGGGCGCCCCCCAUCUGGAUCGACCACCUGGUCCACCUGCUGGCGGAGCAGCGGGACAUGAACAUCAUCGUGGUGGACUGGAACCGCGGCGCCGCCAACCUCAACUACUUCACCGCCGUCAGCUACACCAGGGAGGCCGCCUACAACCUGACCGGCUUCAUCCUCACCAUGCAGGAGGAAGGAGCUCCUCUGAGCUCGGUUCACCUCAUCGGGGUCAGUCUGGGAGCUCACCUGGCCGGGUUCGUCGGAGCCAACCUGAAGGGGAAGAUCGGACGAAUCACAGGUCUGGACCCAGCGGGGCCCAUGUUCACCAGCGCCACACCAGAGGAGAGGCUCGACCCGUCAGACGCCAUGUUUGUGGACGUCCUGCACACCGACAUGGACUCGUUUGGACUCCGCGGAGCUCACGGUCACAUUGACUUCUACGCCAACGGUGGAGCCGACCAACCAGGGUGUCCCAAAACCAUCUUCGCAGGUAAAUCUUAUUUCGUGUGUGACCACCAGCGCUCGGUGUUUCUGUUCCUGUGCUCUCUGAACCAGACCUGCAGCCUCACCGGGUACCCCUGCUCCUCCUACAGCGACUUCCUGGAGGGGCGCUGUCUGCAGUGUGAGGCCUUCAAACCUGCGUCCUGCCCCGUGCUCGGUUACGACGUCAGCCAGUGGAGGGAGACUCUGCUGGGGCUCGGACAGACCAAAGUCUUCUUCAGCACCACGGCCACGCUGCCCUACAGGAAGCUGAGCUACAGAGUGGACAUGGUGACCUGGAACCAGUACCUCCGCUGGGGGGUCGUCUACAUCCGGCUGCACAGCGGGAGAUACUUCACGGAGGCCAGAAUAGACCAGAAGCUGCUGCGCUUCGAGCAGUACACCUCCACGCGGCUGCUGGCUCAGUUCGAUGAGGAUCUGCAGCCGGUGCAGAAGAUCUCGAUGCGCAUCAGCACUGGCAACGUGAUCGGCCCCCGUUACAAAAUCAGACUGCUGCGAAUACGCCUCACACCGCUGGAGCAUCCGGACAGACCUUUGAUGUGCCGCUUCGACAUCAUCAUGGAGGAGAACACGGAGGUGGCGUUCCGACCGUUGCCCUGCAGCUCUCGCCUCUGACCCCGCCCACUUUUCUACUUUUACGGGAAUAAAACGAACUGACCCGGGCCCAGACGUCUGUCCUCUGGGUGCUCCAAGCUCUCCUGAGCCUCCAGGGUCCAGGUGGAGCUGCAGCCUCCUCCUCACUGGAGGAUGAAGACGAGCUGACUGACUGGAGCUGUGGGACUUUUCCUGCUGGCUGGAAACUCAACAUAUUGUUACGCACGAUUGAAGCCAUGUUUGUUUCUGCUGGGGCUGAUGGAGAACGUUAAUCAGUGAGGUCAAGAAACACAAUUUCUUAUCGGAUUAAAGGGACAGUUUUAGGUAAUUCUGGGCUGUAUGAGGUACUUUAUACAUUCUCAAUGUAAAACCUGCAGUAGAUGGAGGUUUGAACGUCCCUAGAAAAAAUUAUUAGACCACCUUUUUUCUUAAAUUCCU